Molecule: messenger RNA, 2458 nt
Organism: Heteronotia binoei (common prickly gecko)
Lineage: Eukaryota; Metazoa; Chordata; Lepidosauria; Squamata; Gekkonidae
Gene: SEPSECS
Product: Sep (O-phosphoserine) tRNA:Sec (selenocysteine) tRNA synthase
Exons: 11
Coding region: 101-1594 (497 amino acids)
Biological process (GO): selenocysteine incorporation; conversion of seryl-tRNAsec to selenocys-tRNAsec
Molecular function (GO): tRNA binding; O-phosphoseryl-tRNA(Sec) selenium transferase activity
Source: RefSeq, a predicted model, not a curated record
UGCCGGGUCAGGGGGCGUGGCUCGUGCGGGCGUCUCGAGUGCGCAGGCGCGUCCCGGAGCGGCCGUUGCCCGGGAGGUCUCUCACUCCGUCUCCGCCGCCAUGAACGCGGAGAACUUGGAGGCCAGCGAGAGGCUGGUGAACGCCGCCUACGUCCGGCAGGGAGCGCAAGGCCGCCGCGCCCACGAGCUCCGCCUAAGGACGCUGCUGGAGCAGGGCAAAUGUCCUGAAGAUGGGUGGGAUGAAAGCACCAUCGAGCUCUUCCUUCAUGAACUCGCCGUCAUGGACAGCAACAACUUUCUAGGCAACUGUGGUGUGGGCGAGAGGGAAGGAAGAGUGGCGUCGGGGCUGGUGGCCCGCCGGCAUUUCAGGUUGAUCCAUGGGAUUGGGAGGUCAGGUGAUAUUUCUGCCGUCCAACCCAAAGCCGCAGGCUCCAGCCUCUUGAACAAGCUGACAAACUCCAUCGUCUUGGAUAUUAUAAGACUUGCCGGAGUCCGGACUGUGAGCAGCUGCUUUGUGGUCCCCAUGGCAACGGGCAUGAGCCUGACCUUGUGUUUCUUGACCCUCCGGCACAAGAGACCCAAAGCCAAAUACAUCAUCUGGCCGCGCAUUGACCAGAAGUCCUGCUUCAAGUCUAUGAUUACUGCAGGUUUUGAGCCGGUGGUGAUAGAAAAUGUGUUAGAAGGUGAUGAGCUCCGUACAGAUCUCGUGGCAGUGGCAACUAAAAUCCAGGAUCUGGGGGCUGAUAAUGUUCUCUGUGUGCAUUCUACCACAUCAUGUUUUGCUCCGAGGGUGCCCGACAGACUAGAAGAACUGGCAGAAAUUUGCAUGAAGCACGACGUCCCUCACAUUGUCAACAACGCGUACGGAGUCCAGUCUUCCAAAUGCAUGCACCUCAUUCAGCAGGGAGCGCGAAGAGGCCGGAUCGAUGCUUUUGUGCAGAGCCUGGACAAGAAUUUUAUGGUUCCUGUAGGUGGCGCCAUCAUCGCUGGCUUCAAUGACGCCUUUAUUCAGGAGAUCAGCAAAAUGUACCCAGGAAGAGCGUCUGCCUCCCCUUCGUUAGACGUUCUCGUGACGUUGCUGGCCUUGGGAACAAAGGGGUACCAACAGCUGCUGAAAGAAAGAAAGGAAAUGUUCUCCUAUCUUUCAAGCGAGCUGAAGAAGUUAGCGGAAGCCUACAAUGAAAGACUGCUGGAGACGCCUCACAACCCUAUCUCCUUAGCGAUGUCCUUGAAGAAGUUAGAUGAACUAAGCGGUACAGCAAUUACACAGCUUGGAUCGAUGCUUUUCACAAGACAAGUUUCUGGAGCAAGGGUCGUUCCCCUCGGCUCUCUGCAAACCGUGAGCGGCUACACUUUCAAAGGCUUCAUGUCCCAUACGAACAGCUACCGCUGCGCGUACCUCAAUGCCGCUGCCGCCGUUGGAAUGUCCAAACAAGACGUAGACGUGUUCCUGAAAAGGCUCGACAAGUGUUUGAAGGCUCUAGCGAAAGGAAAGAACCACGGCGAAGACGCGCCCGUAAUGGACGAAGACAAAGUUGGGCCUGAAGUGGAAGAACACGACACAAACGCCGCUGAAGGAAAUGGCGAAAGUUAGAUGAGAAAAGAUAAAUUUCCGGAUUGUAAAAUGCAAGCUGUAUAUUGGGGUGGGGGAGAUCGUGCAAUCUGUUGUGCAAUUAAAAUGAAUUGAACCAAAAUUUAAUUGAACCAAAAUGUAGAUCACCAAGAGCCCCCAGUCUUGUGGGACAUUGGCCUUCCAGGCUUCAUGGCUCUCACCUGUUACUUUUACUGACAUUCAUGCCGGAGAACGGUCUGCGGGAUUGGGCUCCGAGCAGAUUUUCAGAGUGAGGAAGGUUGUCAGUGAAAUUUGCAUCUUUGGGCUUUUCUACAUUCUCAUUUUCUCAUUUCAGAUUCCUGCUUCUGUUCCGCACGCAUUUUGCCUCCUUCUAGUCACAGAUGCAAUAUUAUGCUUGCGUACUCCAGACGUCAACCAGUGUAAUAUCGAACUGACCACUAGAGGGAGCAAAAGACAGGCAGAACAGAAACAAAAAUCUGGAGAAACAAGAACUUAAAAGCAAGGAAAAUGGGAGUGUGUGAAAGCCCUAUCAAGGGACUAAUGUGCUCUGUGCAGGACCUGUGGAAAUCUGUUAAUGGGAGCCAAGCCAUUGCACUGCUAAGGCUCUUGAUGUGGGUGAAUGGGAAAGUGGCUGCUUUUUAAAGACCACUUUGAUGCGUUAUUCAUGGUGGCCUGGUAGCCUUCCAAAAAACGGGCAUAGCCGCAGGUGGUCCUCUGUUUGGGCAGCUUGCCCACUUAGCUCUAGUAAGGUUGUUUAAAUUAUUAGCUGAUUCGUUACAAAACCCAGACAGACCAUCCCAUGCUUUUGAAUCUCUCAUUCUGCCGCUCUUGUAACACAAUAUUACAGAGCCUUCUUUGGCAUUUAAAUGGUGUGAACUGCUGUGA